Messenger RNA from Cydia amplana, 3710 nucleotides. RefSeq names its product exportin-5 (gene Ranbp21). Gene Ontology annotation, biological process: RNA export from nucleus; protein export from nucleus. Lineage: Eukaryota; Metazoa; Arthropoda; Insecta; Lepidoptera; Tortricidae. Gene Ontology annotation, molecular function: nuclear export signal receptor activity; RNA binding; small GTPase binding. The record is from RefSeq and is a predicted model, not a curated record. Gene Ontology annotation, cellular component: nucleus; cytoplasm; RNA nuclear export complex. The transcript is spliced from 21 exons. Bases 127 to 3708 code for a protein of 1193 amino acids.
AAAUUUGCAAUAAUCCUAGUAUUGAAUAUGGGCAAUAUUUUUUCAGUGUCGUGAUACCCAUGAAAUGGAGUAAUAAAGAACAUUGUUCUAUGGAGAUAGAAUAUUGGCGAGCAGAAUCUGAGCCCAAUGAACGUCGGUGGGAUGGGAGAAAUAGGCGGCGAGGUGGCGCUCAUCGCCGACGAGCUCAGCCGUGCCGUGGAGCUCACUCUCAACCCGACAGUCUCCCAUGAGGCUCGCAACCAGGCCUAUAACGCUUGCGAAAGCUUUAAAGAGAGCUCACCAUGGUGUGCUCAAGCUGGCCUAUUGCUGGCAAGUGGACAGUAUUCUGCGGUUGUCAAACACUUUGGUCUGCAACUUAUGGAGCACACAGUGAAGUACCGUUGGACACAGAUCACGCAAGCUGAGAAGAUAUUUAUAAAGGAAAAUGCCAUGAAACUGCUGUACAUUGGCGGCUGGGAGCCGGGGCACCUGAACGACGCGCUCGCGCGGGUCAUAGUGGAGAUGAUCAAGCGCGAGUGGCCGCAGCAGUGGCCGACGCUGCUCGCCGAGCUGAGCGACGCGUGCGGGCGCGGGCACGCGCACACACAGAUCGUGCUGCACGUGUUCCUGCGGCUGGUGGAAGACGUGGCCACGUUGCAGACGCUAGAGCAGCACCAACGGCGCAAGGACAUCUACCAGGCGCUGACGAGCAACAUGGCGGAGAUCUUCGCGUUUUUCAUGCGGCUAAUAGAGUCACACGUGCAAGAGUUCAGGGAACACACCGCCAAAGGCGACGCCAACGCUGCCGCCAGCAACGGCAGGGUCGUGCAGGUGGUCCUGCUGACGCUGACGGGGUUCGUGGAGUGGGUGUCGACCAACCACGUGGUCAUGAACAACGGGCGCCUGCUGCAGAUCCUGUGCAUCCUGCUGCAAGACGAGGCGUUCCAGCUGCCCGCGGCCGAGUGCCUACUCCAGGUGGUGAACAGGAAAGGAUCGACCAAGGAGCGCAAGCCGCUGAUGAUUCUGUUCAGCGAAGACGCGAUCUCAUGCAUACAUCGCGCCGCGGUGGCCAGCAUCAACGUCGCUGACGAGAAAAACUACUUGUUCCUAAAGAAGCUCUCUCAGGUGGUGGCGGGCUUAGGCCAGCAGCUAACCUCUCUCUGGAGCUUCGCCACGGGCGUGGAGUUCUGGAUGCCGGUGCUGCUGGAGAGCAUGCUGCUGCUGACGUCGCACCCGUCGCUGACGCUGACGCACGCCGUCAGCAGCGUGUGGCUGUGCGUGUUCCGGCACGAGCACGCCAGCAGGCUGCCCGCCGUGGCCGCCGUCGUGCCGCGCUGGCUGCACGCCGCCGCGCCCAAGCUGCUCAAGGUGACGUACCCCGCCACGCGCGCGAGCGGCGCGCACGACGCGGCCACGUACGCCUGCAUCGACUACGACAGCGAACAGGAGUUCGCGGUCUUCUUCAACCGCUGCCGCACAGAGAUACUAGACUGCUUUAGACAUUGCAUGUGCGCGGCGCCGCUGGUGACUUGGGCGUACGUGGAGCAGUGGACGCGCGCCGCGCUGGACAAGGUGGCGUCGUGCCCCGCCGAGCUGGACCACACGCACCCGCUCCACGUCGAGUGGGAGGCCCUGUCGCAGGUGUUAGACGUGGUGCUAUCGCGGCUGCUGCACUGCGAGCCGCGGCCUAACGUGGUGGAGGGUCUGCAGCUGCUGCAGCGCUGCGUGGCGUGCACGCCGCCCGCGCCGCUCGUCCUGUCGCUGCUGCUGUCGCUAGUGUCCGCGCUCUUCGUGUUCCUCAGCUGCGCCUGCAGCCAGAUCGCAGGUCCAGGCGUGGGCGUGGCCGGCGCGGAGCUGCUGCCGCGCGUGCUGGACAAGAUCUUCGCGGCGCUGCUCACCGACAACCACACGCCGCCUGCGCGCCGCUCCCGAGCCGUCAAGAACGUGCGCCGCCACGCCGCCAGCCUGCUCGUCAAGCUCGGCUCCAAGUACCCGCUGCUGCUGCUGCCGGUGUUCGGGCGGCUGCACGAGAUGUGCCAGGCGGCGCUGGCGCGGCCCGGGCUCAGCGCCGUCGAGAGCGUCACCAUACAGGAGGCGCUGCUGCUCGUCUCCAACCACUUCUGCUGCUACGAGCGCCAGAGCGCGCUGGUGGCGCAGGUGCUGGGCGACGUGAGCUCGCGCUGGGCGGCGCUGGCGCCGCACCUGUCGUCGGCGGCGUCGCUGGCGCGGCUCGUCGGGCUGGACGCGCCGCCGGCCGCCGACGACGAGCGCGGCGACGCGCGCCGCACGCUGCUGCACGCGCUCACGCUGCUGCUCGGCGUCGUCAAGCGCACCACCGUGCCCGCCGACCCCGACAAAGCGUCCCGCGGCGGGUUCAGCGCGGGCACGACGCCGAGCGGCAACCCGAUCUGGCGCAACCCGUGCGGCGCGCACGUGCUGCCGCUGUUCCCGCACGCGCUGGCGCUGGCGUGCGCGCUGCACGAGCUGCACGCGCCGGGUGCGCGCGCGCUGCACGCGGCGCACGCGCGCGCGCUGCAGCCGCCGCCCGCCGAGCGCCGCAACCUGCUGGGGCUGGCCGAGGGCGACGCGCCGCCGCCGCAGCCGCACGACCGCAUGCAGGUCUACGUGCACACGCUGCACGACAACGUGUGCCACCUGGUGGGCGCGGCGGCGACGACGCUGGGCCGCGAGCUGUUCUGCGCGCCGGGGCUGGCGCGCGCGCUGCUGGGCUCGGUGCUGGCCGUGCAGCACCUGCCCGAGCACUGGCUGCGGCCCAUCGUGCGGCACGCGCUCAAGCCGCUGCUGCUGCACUGCCCGCCCGCGCACUACGCCGAGCUGGCGCUGCCGCUGCUCGACCACCUCGCCCCGUUCAUGUUAGUACAUUUAUCACAACGAUGGGAAUACAUCGCUUCCCUAUACGAGUCCGGCAAACUGGAGGAAGAGGGCAGCAACGAGUCGCAGGAAGUCUUAGAGGAUAUGCUAGUCAGGCAUCUCACGAGGGAACACCUGGAGGUGCUCAAGGUGUCACUAGUGGAUGGCGGAGUGAGCCCGGAAGCCGUGUCUGGUGCGGGCGACAUGGAGGACGACAGCCCGCCGCCCGCCAGCACGCAGCGCGCGCCCGAGCAGGUGUCCGAGCUCGGCGCCAUGGUGCUGGCCUCCCCCCGCGCCGGGCCCGCCGUGCUGCACACGGUGCUCCGCGCGCUGACUUGGCCGGACUCGACGUCGUCGCUGCGCGCCACGGCGCUGGCGUGGCCGGCGCUGCGCGCGGCGCUGGACGCGGGGCUGGUGGGCGACGCCGAGGCCGGCGGCGCGCUGGCCGCCGUGCUGCAGGCGCUGCGCGCGCACGGCCAGCACGACGCCAACCAGGCCGCGCUGCUGGCGCUCGCCGUGCAGGCGUACGAGACGCUGCGGCCGCGGUUCCCGCACGUGGCGGGCGUGCUGCGCGCCAUCCCCGACGUGGACGCGCACGACCUGCGCCGCCUAGACGAGAAACUCGCGCCCGGCACCGCCAAGCAGAACAAGAUCGACAAGACCAAGCGAGACCUCUUCAAGAAGAUCACGGCUAGGCUGAUCGGUCGCAACGUGGGGCAGCUGUUCAAGAAGGAGGUGUACAUCCUGGACCUGCCGCACAUGAGCAGCGCGCGCCGCGAGCCGCCGCGCAGCGCGCUGGACGCGCCGGGCGGCGCCGGCCUGCCCGGCCUGUUCGCGCCGCAGCCCGAGCCCACCUAGCC